UUCUCCCAUAGUGCUUUGUGGUAUUGUGACAACAGGUCAGCUGAUUUCUGCUGCACCAAGGAUAAAGAUGUCGCUGACAAGCUGGCGAAGGAUGGAGGCUGUUUUCUCCGCGGUGUUUUCCCUCUGCUUACUUGUCACAACCGGUGUACAUGGAGACAGUUUAACGGUGCUGCAGUCUCCAGAGUUUGUGUCCUUCCAUAAAGGAGACUGGCCUGUCUCUGGAGAGAAGAUCCCUGACCUGGUGGCUUUAACCAUGGGCUUUUCUGUUCAAGAGGAUCUGUCCUGGCCAGGCCUUCAGGCCGGUCCUUUGUUCCAGCGUCCCCGGGCUAACGUACUGGUGGUGGUGAGAGGAGUUGAUAGCCUGGCCCUGCCUCAGAGUGUGGCCUCCUACCCCUUGGAGAAUCCGGUACCCUUCAACUUGGAUAGUGUUGCAGAGACAGUACACUCUCUGUUUGCUGAGGACACCCCUGUUGUGCUGCAGCUGGCCCCCAGUGAAGAGAGGUUGUAUAUGCUUGGCAAGGCCAAUGCUGUGUUUGAAGACCUGCCAGUCACUCUGCAGCAGAUCCGUGCCCGUCUGUCCCAGGAUGGCUCUGUGCUGGCUUCCCUGCCACUCAACUCACUCAGCAGAAAUGCAGAGGCUGAUUUGCUCUUCCUGUCUGAGGUCCAAGUGCUACAUGAUAUCACAGCUCUGCUGCAGAGACACAGACAUUUGGCAAAGGACCACUCUCCUGACCUGUACUCCUUGGAGUUGUCUGGUCUGGAGGAGCUCAGCAGGAUCUAUGGCCAAGACUCACCCCAGUACCGUGAUGCCACUGCCAUCCUCGCCUCUGUUCUGCAAAAAUUUGGAGAGGAUGUGUAUGGUCUCUAUGGCAACAGCGCUGUGGUGGAGGUUGUUACAGUUAAGACCUUUGAGGCUCCUUUGACCAGGAAGUCCCGUUCGAUCCUGGAAUCCAAACAGAUUAGUAACCCUGGCAGUCCUUACAACCUGGCAUACAAGUACAACUUCCACUAUGCUGUGGUCUUCAACAUUGUGCUAUGGCUGAUGAUCGCUCUGGUCCUUGCCGUCAUUGUUGUCGGUUAUAACCUGUGGAACAUGGACCCAGGAUAUGACAGCAUCAUCUACAGGAUGACUAACCAAAAGAUCAGGAUGGACUAAGUCCUGACCAUCAACACUCCAGCUGUCCUCAUAGAUCCCUCUAGUGAAUCUUUGUGUUUUGUGUGAGGUGUUGUUUAGUGAAAAAAAGCUUGAUUGGAGGAAAGGCGUGAUAUUGAGUCACCUCUUGCUUACAAUGUUGGCAGGAUAAUGGACAACAAACAUCAACAUUACAGUAGUAGUUCUUAAACUUGCCUACGUAAAUAUAUCUUCCACUGAAAAAAUUCUGGCUCCUUCACUUCAACCUCAGCUUACAUCAUUCCUUACGUUAAUUUCUCACUAACUUAAAUUUCAUUUGUUUCCCAUGGUGAUUGCAACUAUCUAACUGUAUUUUUUAUUGUGAAGACUUAUUGUAAUAAUAUGAAAGAAGGACUCUGGUUCCUGUGUGAAACUGUUGUGCUUGUCUUGCUGUGUGAAACCGUUUUAAGUUAAAUGAAAUCUGUGUGUAUAUAUUGAAAUGCAAAAGAUUUGUGCAGUGUUUAUUCUAGGUAGGUUUCACCCUGCUUUCUAUUCUAAAUGGUAAAUACAUAUUGGAUUACAUGAACUUGGGAUCAUUCUGUUGGGUUGGUAGGAAAGCUCUGUAAAUCACAAUAAAAUGCCUGCCAAUAAAUGAUUACAUGGAGCACUCUGAAUUUGGCUCACGUAA
Etheostoma cragini (Arkansas darter) is the source of this 1799-nucleotide messenger RNA. It is a transcript of the gene atp6ap2, whose product is annotated as ATPase H+ transporting accessory protein 2. NCBI's taxonomy places the organism in Eukaryota, Metazoa, Chordata, Actinopteri, Perciformes, Percidae. The transcript is spliced from 9 exons. Gene Ontology annotation, biological process: positive regulation of Wnt signaling pathway. Bases 68 to 1156 code for a protein of 362 amino acids. Gene Ontology annotation, molecular function: signaling receptor activity. The record is from RefSeq and is a predicted model, not a curated record. Gene Ontology annotation, cellular component: external side of plasma membrane; membrane.